Acyrthosiphon pisum (pea aphid) is the source of this 1456-nucleotide messenger RNA. Its product is annotated as vacuolar protein sorting-associated protein 35-like. Bases 1175 to 1357 code for a protein of 60 amino acids. The transcript has 4 exons. Lineage: Eukaryota; Metazoa; Arthropoda; Insecta; Hemiptera; Aphididae. The record is from RefSeq and is a predicted model, not a curated record.
UGAAAGAUUUUUUUAUGUCUGGAUGAUAUGCGCUGUUACUUACAAGGUAUAUACAUAUGAAAGUCUUUCGGAUGUCAUUGAAAUAUUCUUGUGUGUCACUUAUGUAUUUUCCAUCCCUGAUCUACAUAAUCAAUGGUGCCUAAAUAAAGUAGUCCAGAGAGAGCAGUAGCUACUGCUUUAGAAAACUGUCUUGGAGAGUUUUUAUAUUCGAAUUGAAUUUUGUCCACUCAUAUACGGGGUAAUAAACGCUAAUUUAUAUCGGUGUGUUUUACCAAGUAGAAUGUUCAUAAAGCCCUGCUGCAUAUCUAUUAUGUUAAAAUAUUUCGACCCUUUUAGACAAUCAAAUAUUGUUUGUAUAUUCGUGAUUAGGAAAUUCUGAUGUGGUACUUGUUUGUUUAUUUGUCUGCUGCGUACGGACCCCCCUAUUCCGCCCCUACACAUAGUUUUAAUACGCAAUAUGUAAUAUACUAUAUAUUCGCACACACAUAAGAUAGUCAGGAUGAUGUCAGCGACAGCGUUACGACGUGACCCUGGGAGAGGAAUAGAUAUCCGAUAUAGUAAUAGUCACGGCAUAGGCCAGAUGCGACAGAACGGGCCACCGACAAGAGCUAGUAAAAUAUAAGAUACUGUGGGAAAUACUCGGGCGUAGUAGAUUUUGUGAAUCGGACUUGGCACUGUGGCAGGACUACACGAAUAACGAAACACUGAGUUGAUCAGAGAACUAACCAGUAAUAGGCACAUCUGCAACCCAGAUGUGUCACAGACUCGCACAUGCACUAUAUGAGAACUACCUAAUUAUGGAAGGCGACCACACGGACCGCGAGAAACGGCGACACGAGUCGCUAGGGACAAGUAGAGUAGAGGUUCGCACUAUAUAGGGAGACCCGAAACGGCCCAUGCUCAGACGUGAUUCCACAAGGUGCGGACGAGCACCUCCGCGCCAGACCUCUUGUUGAAUUCACACUUUUUGACUUAAAUUAUUUCGAUCAACGACGUUUUUUCGGGACUUGGAAAAUAUUCGAGCAAUCGUAGAUAUCUUGUGUAAUGGUUAAUACACGACAGACAUACAAUAUAAUUUCACUCAGUUUGCGUUUAAGUAUUUCAAUCACCCAUCAUUCUAUCCUGUCACCGACACUUGUAAGUGGGUGUACGCUACAUUUUGGCGCAGUUGGAAAUGGAACCGACACCAGCAGAAAGUCCAAAGUCGAAGAACUUCAUAGUUUUAUCUGGUAUUUUGGAAGAAAUUGUUAGUUGUCGAAGUCGAGAUGCAAUUACCCAAGAGUAUCUUAUGGAAUGUAUAAUUCAGAUUUCCAUGGACCAUGGAGGUAAUUCAUUAGAACCACCGUUGGAAGACUGAUCACCUAUCAACGACUCUGUUGGAGAACUUACGUUGCAACUGCUAACGCAAGACGACAGAUAACAGAUGACGACAGCGAGGGCAGCAGCAGCCAGCGUU